AUGCGUGUAUUCAUCUACACUAUUUCCAUUCCCCCCUCUCUAUCCAUCUUUUCACCUAGGCGUUCUUCCAGUCGUCACACUGGUUCUUCUGGGCGUGACCAUAAGGGACGAGCUCUUCGAACCAACCAGUGUCAAAUGAUACAGUAUUCCGGUCAUAGCCUGGGCGUUGAGGUGGGCGAGGAGGCAGUUGAGACCGGACAGAAUACUUCGGGCGGCAGAGAGGGGCCAGCCAAACAGGAAAGUAGCCAGUCUAAAGUGAGUCUAUUUUCGUUUCUACAUUCAACGAGCCUUACAUGCGCUUUUGAUAACCUAUAUUCAUAG
Molecule: messenger RNA, 321 nt
Organism: Protopolystoma xenopodis
Lineage: Eukaryota; Metazoa; Platyhelminthes; Monogenea; Polystomatidea; Polystomatidae
Source: the annotation of a GenBank genome assembly